This is a messenger RNA of Hemibagrus wyckioides, 2449 nucleotides long. It is a transcript of the gene lpcat2, whose product is annotated as lysophosphatidylcholine acyltransferase 2. Gene Ontology annotation, molecular function: calcium ion binding; 1-acylglycerophosphocholine O-acyltransferase activity. The record is from RefSeq and is a predicted model, not a curated record. The transcript has 14 exons. Bases 171 to 1751 code for a protein of 526 amino acids. Gene Ontology annotation, cellular component: endoplasmic reticulum. Lineage: Eukaryota; Metazoa; Chordata; Actinopteri; Siluriformes; Bagridae.
GCAAUAACACAUUAAAAAGGAGGAAGCACACGGAUAGAAAGGUUGCAUACAGUGGUUUUUUUGUGCGAAGCUCCUGGCAUCAACGAGGAAGUGCAGUGCAGUAACUGCGCCUGUGUUACUAUUAUACAGUACACAGACGCGUCGCGCUGGAGCAUGCUCAAAACCUGAAGAUGCCUCCUAAAAGAGUGUUUCCUAGGCAGGAAUCGCUCCUGCUCCCCGCCGUCGUCAACCCAUUCUGCCUGGACUUUAAACUGACCAAAAGCGACAAAAUCAAAUGUUUUCUUCUGGGAAUCAUCCUCGUGCCGCUGCGCUGUGUCUUCCUCUUCCUGGUUCUUAUGGUAGCAUGGCUCGUUUCCUCCCUAAUCACGUUCAAGCGUCCUCUCAAAGGAGAAUUGGAACCUUUUACAGGAUGGAGGAGAUUUAUGUGUCACAGAGUGAUGGCGGUUCUGGGCCAGCUGUGUUUCUUUGCCAUGGGCUUUCGUGUCAUAGUCAAGGGGAAACAAGCAACUAGCAAAGAUGCUCCGAUUCUGGCUGUGGCUCCUCAUUCUUCAUUCUUUGACUCUAUUACCUGCAUCGUAUCAGGCAUGCCUUCUGUGGUAUCCCGCACUGAGAAUCUACUUCCUCCCAUGUUCGGACGAUUUCUGCGCUGCCUGCAGCCUGUUGUCGUCUCACGGGAAGAUCCAGACUCACGCAAAAACACAAUCAUACACAUCACCGAGCGGGCCAGAUCAGAAGGCCGCUGGCCACAGUUGCUGAUUUUCCCGGAAGGAACUUGCACAAACAGAUCUUGUCUCAUUACUUUCAAACAAGGUGCUUUCUUACCAGGAGUCCCUGUUCAACCAGUGCUUAUCAGAUACCCCAAUAAACUGGACACAGUAACAUGGACAUGGCAAGGUCCUGCAUUCCGGACCCUGGUUCUCCUCACCCUGUGUCAGUUGUAUACAACGGUGGAAAUUGAGUUCCUUGCUCCAUAUAUUCCCAAUGAGGAAGAGAAAAAUAACCCCAUAAAAUUUGCACAGUCUGUGAGGAGUCAAAUGGCAAAGGCUCUGGGUGUACCUGAAACAGAUCACACGUUUGAGGACUGUCGACUAAUGAUCACAGCGGGGCAGUUGACUCUACCCAUGGAGGCGGGGCUAGUGGAGUUCACCAAGAUUAGCAGGAAGCUUAAUCUGAAAUGGGACAACAUGCAUAAGGAACUGGAGAAUUUUGCUACCAUCGCUAAAUCGUGCAAAGGAGGUCGAAUCAGCAUAGAGGAGUUUGCUGGUUUUCUCAAGAUGCCCAUCAGCCCUGUGCUUCAGGAGCUCUUUGCACUUUUUGACAGAGAUGGAGACGGCACCGUUGAUUUUAGAGAAUAUGUCAUUGGUAUGACAGUGUUGUGUCGACCAGCGAACACAGAAGAAGUCAUCCAGACAGCAUUUAAGCUUUUUGAUGUAGAUGAUGACAACAGCAUCACUCGAGAUGAGUUUGCCAGUCUGCUGCGCUCCACUCUCGGGGUCUGCGACCUUGACGUCACCAACCUCUUUAAUGAGAUUGAUAUCGAUGGAUCAGAUCACAUCACAUACGAUGAGUUCCUCGCCUUCGCUUACACCCACCCCGAGUAUGCUAAACUCUUCACAACAUACAUUGAGCUCCAGCGUUACCAGUGCGGAGUGGAAAUGGGAGAAGGACCCAUCUCUAGCCUCACUUCCUCCUCUACACUUCCUUCCAGUGAGCAACAGGAUGAAUGUAACCCAGACAAGAAAGAUGACUAAGUACUAUCUUUCACAGGCAAAUCAGAUUUCUGCUGGCCUUUUUUGGGGGAGGGAAUUUGAAAAACAGCCACUGUUCAGGUUUAACUCCUGUGUGUUAACUCCCUCUUAUGUGCCUCCGCAGCAUCCAAAGAAAUUACAAUGGAUUUGGUUUGAAUUAAUAUAUAUACAUAUUUGCUUUCAUCAUUUUUAUGUUACUUUCUGCUUAACUGUUAUUAAAAACACACAAAAAACGGUGAGUUUAUGCAUCUUGCUGCUUGAUUACAAAACUUAGACUUUUUGUGAUCCAGAGCUGCACAGUUAUUUCUCAUUACAUAAAGAAAACUUUAAUGGUACAAAGUUUACAACUUGUUCUUUGAACACUGCUAAUGUCUGAUAAUGACUUACCUGAUAAAGACAUUUUAUUCACAGCAACAAUAUAUUUACUUUAUGUUUCACAGGUGAAAAAUAUAUCAUCUUUUGAUCUUGUUGAAUAUAUUAACACUGACUGAUAAAAUUUUAAUAUCACUUUUAUAUGAAAUAGAUUUGGGCAAUUUCAUGCAAUGAAUUUUGAUAUGUUCUAUGUUUAUUUCUUCUUGUAUGUUUUGCACUCAGUUGAGAAGAUUAAUGAAACUUUAGUCCUUCAUUCCUUACUCUUGUACACUGAGUUUUACUGUAGUUACUAAAUAAUUAAUCAUUAAUAAAUACCUGAUAAAUAUGCA